UUAAAAUCCCAUGGGAAACAAUGCUCUCUCCAAUGAAGCCCCAUUCACUUUUCUUAACAUGGCGAUGAAUGUAGUAGGAAAUCCUCAGAAGGGAAUCAGAGCCGCUCUGACGAUGCUGAUGACUCUCUACGAAUAUUUGAACUCCCGCAUCCCGUGCCGGUUAUGAUGUUGGAAAAAUGGACAAGUUUUCGACCAGCAUUUCCGAGAUCAAAUGGAGCGCGGUGUCCUUGCCUUUGGAUGUAAUAGUCAGUAAAUUCAGAUUGCCAACUCUGGUACGGCUCAGCCAAGGGGAUCAUGUGGAGGGCUUGACAGAACAGGAUGUGAUUCUGAUUCACUCCUGCAGACAAUGGACCACCGUGACUGCACACAGCUUGGAAGAGGGGCAUUAUGUCAUCGGGCCUAAAAUUGACAUCCCUUUGCAAUAUCCAGGGAAGUUUAAACUGUUGGACCAAGACCGGGAUGUGAGAGAGCCUGUCCAGUACUUCAGUAGCGUGGAGGAAAUAGCCAGUGUAUUUCCAGAGAGAGUCUUCGUGAUGGAGGCCAUUACUUUUAGUGUAAAGGUGAUCUCUGGGGAGUUCAGCGAGGACAGUGAGGCGUACAACUUCACCCUCCACGCUGGUGACGAGUUGACAUUGAUGGGCCAGGCUGAGAUCCUGUGCGCCAAGACGGUGAAGGAGAAAUCACGAUUUAACACCAUUCUGCGCAAGCUGGGCAAGACCAACACACUGAGCAAGCAGGUGAAGGGCAAGAUGCCCUGUCUGAUCUGCAUGAACCACCGGACCAACGAGAGCCUCAGCCUGCCCUUCCAGUGCAAAGGCAAGUUCAGCACCCGCAGCCCCUUGGAGAUCCAGAUGCAGGAGGGAGAGCACACUAUCCGCAGCAUUAUCGAGAAGGUCCGUCUGCCAGUAAACGUGAUGGUACCUACUCGGCCGCCCAGGAACCUCUACGACCUUCACGUCAUACGGGAAGGUCACCGCUACAAGCUUGUCAGCAUUAUCUCCAAGACUGUCGUCCUGUGCUGUAUCCUUCGCAAAGAGGUGGCCCCGUUUCACUUUCUGCUGCUUACGGACAUGCCCCGUUUCCUGCUGCCCGAGGGUCUCCUCCGUGGGGACCCCAUUUUCGAGACGGUGGCCCACGAGAUCUCCCUGUACUGCCAGGAGCGAUUCAACCCCGAUGAGUACUCCAAGGCAGUGAGGGAGGUGAAAACGGACUUCACAGAGGAGUGCACCAGCCCCAGGCGGAUCCAGGUGUACCUGCAGGGCUUUACUUCUAACUCCAUGAACUAUACCCAUGAGGAGCUCACCCAGUCCUUUCAAAGGCUCUCGUUGUGCGUUUACAGUGGCACGCUGAUGCAUGCCAAUGGUGACCUCCAAUCUCAAAGCUGUAGGGACUCACUGGGGGAGCACCAGAUCAUGCCACAUGAGCUCUUGACACCCUCCGAGGUCAGUGAGGCCGAAAGGGAGUACGUGACUCCUGAAUGGGCAGAAAAUGAGUUUCGAACUGUGGAGCACCCUGAAAUCCCCUAUGAGGAAUUAUGGACCAAUCAAAACUCUGAGAAUUAUAUAAAAGCCAGUGGGAACCCAAAGGAGCAGGAAUGUGGGGACAAAGGAGACCAGAAUCUUAUUUCUUUCCAUUCUUCAACUUUAUCUUUAGAAGGACCCACGGGAUCAUCUCACAUUGCUGUAUUGCAAAUAGAGGAGAACAACAGAGUGCCAACUCCGCCCCCAGUACCCCCCAAAUCAGAAGCUGUGAAAGAGGAGUGUCGCUUUUUAAAUGCUCCCCCCGUUCCUCCGAGAGGCAGUAAAGCAGUCCCUGCUCCCAGCCCUCCAGUGCCCCCUCGCUUUCCGAAGACCCAGCUCCAACAAGCACAAAUCCAGCUGGCCCAUUCACCAAACCCCAGUCUUUCCUACUAUUCUUCCGGGCUCCACAACAUUUCUGGAACUCGCAGUGGUAGCUGUUCACCGUCUCCUGACUCUUAUUCCCUGUACUGUUACCCGUGUAACUGGAGUGACUGCAAAGCCGUUGAAUCGUCCACACGACAACUUCCUGGCAGCAACGGGGCCCCUGGCAUGCAGCCAGCGCAGACUUCUUGGUCGGACCCAUGGGCCUAUACAGACACUAUGCCCAGUGUGGCCAGUGGGCGCUCCACCCCCCUCCUCAGCACUGACACCUACAAAAGCUAUUACAGCUGCCCUAGGCUGAAGCCUCCUCACUCGCAGAAACGUUUUGCUCCUUUUGGGGCACUAAACCCUUUUGCUAACCCUGGAUACUCCAGCAGCCUUUCCUCAUCUCCAGCCGAAUGGUUGGAGCCUGGGGACUGUCAGAAAUCUCCAUCCCUAGCCUCUGAGCCCACUGAUCCUUUCGACCCAUCCAACAGCCGGAGUGCCUCUCCUGAUAUUGCUUCUUUCAAUUCGGGAGACAUCAGGUUCGAUCAGGAUCUCCGGAACCGUCAUGCUGAACAAAUUCACAGGUCUGCCGAUGGUGGGAUGUGCACUGUCCCACCACCUCGGCCACCCAAGGGCUUUGAGUCUGAAAACAUAAUCAUAAGAAGCACAGCUCCACUCUCCCCCUCCAUUGUGAGGGGCGCUGAAGGUGGCAUCACCAGGGUUUACCUCACCCAAGGGGUAAUUGAGGUCCCACCAGUGUCUACCAGAUACAACCCCGAGACUCCUGUGUUAGCCUCUCCUCCCCACACGCCAGAUAUGGCCCGAGCUAAUGGGGACGGGUCUGCAUGGCACCCCCCUUCAGACCUCUCAACACUCUCUGUGGAGGAGGUCUCCAAGUGCCUGAGGUUUAUAGGCCUCUCAGAAGAUGUGGUAACUUUUUUUGUCCGUGAGCGCAUUGAUGGGAGCAUUUUCGUGCAACUGAAUGAGGAGAUUCUCUUGGACGACUUCAAGCUGACAAAGCUGCAGGUCAAGAAAAUCAUGCAGUUUAUUAAAGGCUGGAGGCCCAAAAUAUAACGCUCGACUCUUGUGGGAGGCUUAUUUGUGACUUGUGUUUGGAACCAAGGUUGAUCUUCCUUGGAAAUAGAAGAAAGAUACUUCAAAAGAGAAAAAUAUGGGGGAGGGACAGAAGGUUGGAGGGAGGAAGGGAUAAAGGAAUGUGAGAACUGAAUUAGUACAAACAUGAAUUUAGAUAUUCAGAACCAAGAAAAUGUGUGUGUUGGAAUACUCCUGAAGAUUGAAUGUUUAUGACUUCUAAAUAUAUUUAUAGUUUUUUUGGUACAAUGAACAAACCAGUGUUUUGGGGAUCUUUCUCUGAUUAACGCUGGCGAAAAAGACUGGCUUACCUGUGGCACUUCAUCUAUCCAGCUCAAAUCCAGGCAGAAUUGACAUGAAGCCGAGUUUUGUAUAUUACAGCUCAAGUUCAUCUGUCUCAGUUAAGAUUCUGCAUAAACAAUAAUUAUCCCUAUGGGAAACUACUCAAUUCUGAACUGUUGAAGUUCUCAACACUUCACAAUAGAUCUGUCUACAGGCUGGAAGCAAGCACAAAGUGGUCUUGGUGGUAGUGGGAUAAUGCACUCCCCUUUCAGCUCAGCAGACCUGGCUUCAAAUCCAAUUUACAUCACAAAUUAAGAGAGUUGCUUGUCCUCAUCACAUAAUUCAACUCAAAUGGCACUAGGUAGUUUUUCAUACAUAAUUAUAUAACUGAAAGAAAAGCCAUAGAUUAGAUGGGCAUGGAGACUCAUCUGCUCCCUUAUCCUCUGUGAGAGUGGUUCUUCUGGGCUGGUUUGAGGCAUGCCUGCAAGGACAGUGUGGGGAAGCUCACAUUGUCACUGUCUGUGCUUUACUCCUUUGUGGAUAGAGAGGAAUUCACUCUCCAUUCCAGACGAUUUUGAUGAUCACCACAAAAUUCACAUUUUCAAGCAGUCAUCUUAAUUGUUUCUCUGGUUUUGAAGGUGAUGCAGGAACUUCCAGCUGCCUUUACUCUGCAUACGCAAAUUAAACUUAAUGUACUGGGUAUGUGCUUCUCUGUGUGUAUAACACCAAUACCAUUUUGAUCCCCAAUUUACUGCUUAAAUGUGCUAAGUAACUUGUACCGUGCCACAUCAAUGCAGCAACACAGAUCACCUUACUGUUAUAAAGAACACCCAACCAAUAUAAUAAAAUAAAGGGCAGAUUUCAAAAGGUGGGGAAGACAGAACCAAUGGAAUUGCCUGGUUGCUGAUUUUUCCAAUUCUGGGUUUCAAUUGUGUGUUCUACUUUUUCUCAAUUGUGCUCGAGCCAAAUGAAAAACGACCCUAUACAUUUCGGGUUUCCAUUGGCUCAAUUUAUUUUAUAAGACACUCUUUUCAUCUGACGUCAUGCAAAUGAAGGGGAAAGGAGGAGAUUGAUAUGCAAAUUAGCCACGCAUAGAAUUCUCAUGCUGUUUUCGCAGACAGCUUGUGAAAAUGUGGUUUCCAUGCAUAGAGAACAGGUACACGAGAGAAUCUCACCUAGAAAUCCAUGGUUGUCAGGUGAUAUCUUGUUUGAGUGAAACUCUAAAGCAGUGUUAGCUCAUGUAAUAAAGCUGUGAUUUGUAAAUGCCUUGUGCCUGGUUGUUUAAUAAUGUGUUCUACUGCUCUUGCCCAAAUUGUUUUUCAAAUGUCCAUUGGUGCUGUGGCCAAUCGUUAGUAAUGAAUAAACUAAUUUAUCACACUACUUAUUAAAGAAUACAAAAAUAAUUAACUCGGCAGUAUAUAAGGAAACUGUCCAACCCAGCUAUUGCAGAUCACCAGCAGAGACGUAGGAUUAUAGAGAUGCCAAACACCUUCCAUGUAUGCUCUCAAGGCUGUCUGGAUUGGGAGCACUGCACGGUUUCCAUGUGAAAAUGGGCGUGGAUUUCCCGUGUUUUACGUCAUGCUCACGAGUAAAUGAGAUUUACCCUAUCCCUCUGUGGCCGUUGUUUUUGGCCACACACCUGAUCCUCUCAAGCUGUUCUCUAAAAUGUGCAUCACCACUUCACGUGUAAAUAACCACACAUGGGAACCUCCAUUGAAGUACACACUUCUACGGCUUUUAAAAACACAUGUACACUAAUCUUACAGCAGAGUAUAUUAACCGUUGAGCUCAAUAAAUAAAUACAUAAAUAAAUAAAUAUACUGCAAAUGUGUGAAACUGUAGUAAACGUUUAGGGUCCAAUAGCAAUUACUUCUCAUUGAAACCCCUCCAGAUCUACGUUCUGCUUUCAAACGUAGUACUCCAGUUCAACCUUUGUUUGAGCAGUUUGGAAACCCAUUACCUCUAUGAAAAUCUAAAACAAAAUGCAUCAUUAGGCUGUAACUAUGCUGACUUUCUAUUAGGGUACAACUUUAAGGGAAAAUAAGUUGCCUUUUGUACAUUGUUCUGAACAAGCAUGUAAUUAUACACACUGUAUUAAAAGACCGUAAUUUGAGCUUAAAUUGUACUGUACUAAUCGCUGCUGUCUGAAGUUGUAUAGUAUGCUAUUUGUCAAAGACGGUGCUAAAUUAUACAGUUUAAUGUCUCUGGUUUGUAACUACCUUGUGUGCCCAGAGGUUUGUGUAUGUAUAUUUAUGGAACAGCAACCAAUUUUCCCCAAUGUAGAUUAUAUUGUUAUAAAAAAAAAAAAAAAAAAAAUUUAACACAGAUAGAGUUACUGAUUGUAAUGAAAUUCUUCUUUUCAUGUAAAAUGUAAUCCUUAUGGAUUAGUGAAAUAAAUAGGAGCACAAAAAACAAACUACAUUUUGAAAUGAUUAUGAUCCCUGUCAUUAUUUCUGAAAUGUUCUUUCCCUUUUCUUGGGUGUCUGUGAUAACCAUGAGCCUGCCCAAUUCCAGUCUUUAUUUCAAGGUCUGUCCUUGGAGUUUUAACAGCAUCAGGAUGUUGGUGCAACCAGUGAUGACCCUAAUAAUGUGGCUGGGCAGUGCAUUAGCAUUUACAUUGCCACAAUAAAUCAGAAGCAUGCACAUUAAUCCAGAACGGUAAUAAAAUGGAGAAAAGGGGCAAGCCUCUACCACUACAUUCAGUUUAAAUAAAGGGUUGGUCCAAUAAGCAAUUUUAUUUUAGACUCUGUUUCUCAAAGACAUAAUUCAGUGCACAUUUAUUUUUCUUCUUACAAUACAAACAUUUUAAAUAUUUAGGUUUUUAAACAUCACAUGCAACUGAACAUUCAAGAGUCUCUAGUAUAUCCUCCACAGUCCUCACAUAAUGUAUAUACUGUU
This is a messenger RNA of Acipenser ruthenus (sterlet), 6158 nucleotides long. RefSeq names its product GRB2-associated and regulator of MAPK protein 2-like. Lineage: Eukaryota; Metazoa; Chordata; Actinopteri; Acipenseriformes; Acipenseridae. Bases 177 to 2960 code for a protein of 927 amino acids. The transcript is spliced from 6 exons. The record is from RefSeq and is a predicted model, not a curated record.